Mercenaria mercenaria is the source of this 2480-nucleotide messenger RNA. RefSeq lists its product as uncharacterized. Gene Ontology annotation, molecular function: zinc ion binding. Lineage: Eukaryota; Metazoa; Mollusca; Bivalvia; Venerida; Veneridae. The record is from RefSeq and is a predicted model, not a curated record. The transcript is spliced from 7 exons. The coding region runs from base 13 to 1836 and encodes 607 amino acids.
AGAUCCGCAAGAAUGAACACAAACGAGCAGAGAGCAGAGAUUUUUCCAGGAAUGGUGAAAUAUGGAGGAUGGUCAGGGUCUGUUGGCUCAGUCAAGUGGAAAAUGGGUGCCAUCGUGAUUGACAAAGAUGACAAGCAUGGAUGGAAGAUCAAAAUGCAGCUUGACUGCUCGGGGAAACCUAUACUAAGCUAUCCACUCACGGCGGACACCUUGAAGAAACACGUUUGUAAAGAUACUAUACUUAUUGACGUGAGGAGAGCAAGAGGUGACAAGGAUUUAAUAUCUUUUUACCUAAAGGCGAAUGAUAAACGUGCAGCAAAACGCAUUGAAGCUUUGUGUAUGAAAGUACUAAAACAGAACAAAGUUGGUAGCAUUUCACCCAUAACUGGAUGGUCACAAACUGGCGCAUCUGAUGCUGUGCACGAGCUUUCAUGCACACCAUGCUCCAACGAUGGCAAAAACUCGGAAGCCAAGUUUCAUUGUAAAGACUGUCAGAUGUUUGACAACCACGUAGUUGUGAGCAAGACGUCCGAAUCAUUUGGACAAAGACAAAGACAACAAAGAGCUUUUGUAUCACGUGAGUUACUGGUGGAUUUGUGUGAGGAGCAUCACGGGGAAGUAAUCAAAAUGUUCUGUGGUCAGCAUGAUGUCGUUUGUUGUACAGUCUGCAUUGCUUUGAAACAUAGAUCCUGCGAGGGCGUAGAAUACCUUCCAAAUAUUGCUGUAGAACUUCUGAAGAGACUAGACAAAGACAAAACUAUAACACAUAUGGAGAAAACUAAAUUUGAUUUGCAGCGCCUUAAGUCCGCUGUGCAAAAUGAAAUGAAAGAGCUAAAUAACCAACGUGAUGAUAUACUCCAAAACAUACGUAGGUGUAAAACACGCCUAAUUAAAAGAAUUCACGAAUUGGAACAGAAGGCAAUGACAGAUGUACAGGAAAAGCAUAAAGAUAUAGCUGCUGGGCUAACUGCCAACAGCAAAAAAAUCGACAACAUGUUAAAAGAUAUUGAAAAGCGGUUAGACAGACUGAAACAUUCAAAAUUGUACCCUGAAGCUCAGACGUUUGUUGACAUUACGUAUGGUCGGAAGACGGUUUCAGUUGGAUAUGCUUGUAUCCAGCAAUCAACUGCCAGGAAGGCGAAAACUAUUGACUUUCAAAUGAACAGAAAUCUCGAGUCUUAUUUACAUGAGGUACAAUCUCUUGCAACUCCGAAGGUGACAAGAAAUGUGAAAGCCAUUGACGGUGUCACACAGCCUAUGUUAAGGUCGGCCAGUCAAACACCUGCAUUAGAUUUUAAAUGCAUAACAUCAGGUUUUGAAUUAUCAACAUGUCAGACUUCAGAGAUUGUCAGUAACAGUCAAAUUCCAGAAUGUGUAUCAGCCAGUCACUUACCAACAACGCUUAAAUCAGCCAGUGAGACUCCAGCAUUCUGCACAGUCAACCAAACUCCAGCAUUCCGAUCAGCCGGUGAGACACCAUCAUACAGAACAGGCAAUCAAACUCCGGUAUUCGGAUCAUUAAUUCGGACACCAUCUUUCAGAACUGGCAAUCAAACACCGGUAUUCGGAUCGUUAAUUCGGACACCAUCAACUCCAUCUCUCAAACCGGCCUUGCAAACAGCAGAGAGGCCAGAAAGCCAGCAGUCAGCUGUACUAACAAAGAAGCGUAAACACAACCGCUACAUUCUCGCCGCAGAUCAUGCUGACAGCGAACAAGAGAUGAAUGAAGGAUUCGAAUCAAAAACAGAUUUCAGGUUCCUUGGGCAGAACAACCUCAAAAGAACCAGGCAAAAGAAGACUUUGUACUGGCUGCGGGGAAAGACUAAAAGUCGUUGAUAUUAUAAAUCCGUGCAGUGUUUUGUGUCAAAAAUGUUCUGCCGAAUUUGACCCAUUGAGUAACAUUUAACUGAGGCAAACUGAUUCCUUCUUCCAGUGAGCUUGGGCUAAACCGGUUUAUUGAAAUUAUACAGUAACUAGGUGUAAUAAAAUUUCUGGUCAUUUUGAGUUAACAUAAAGGGUGUAUGCAAUUUUAAGAAAUCAGUCACAAUCAAUGAAUUGUUGCAAACAUUAGUAUGUAGAAAGUGUUACAAGCUGAUCUUAAAUUAUAAUUCUAUAACUUCAUGACACUUUCACUUCAUAUCAACAAUACAAAUGCCAUUCGAUCAUAUUUUUGUAAUCUGUCUGGAUUAUUUUUUCGGAACAGUGGUGUAGUCUUUAUGUAUAUUUCUGACUAUUUUCCCUUUUUUUUUUUGACUAGAAAAAAUGUUAAGCUGCAAACUCCUUUAGUUUUUAGUAAAAAAAGUUUAUCUCAUUUAUCCCAUUUACACGAGUACAUUGUGUUUUGUUAUUAACUCGAUAAUUCCAAAUACACAGUGUGCAUCGUAUGCUGUUAUUUACCCAAAACGCAUAAUUGCACUUAUACAUCAUGUAUUGUUAUUUCCUCGAAAAUUUCAGUUCCUGUAUAAAUUGUUUAUUGUGUA